AUGACCAGAAACAGAGCAGUAAAUUUCCACAGGAAGCAGGGAAGAGGCUACGGAGAUUCAGCAGGAGGAUUCGGUAGGAAGAUUCGGCAGGAGGAUUCAGAAGGAGGAUUCAGCAGGAAGAUUCGGCAGGAAGAUUCGGCAGGAGGAUUCAGAAGGAGGAUUCAGCAGGAAGAUUCGGCAGGAAGAUUCGGCAGGAGGAUUCAGAAGGAGGAUUCAGCAGGAAGAUUCAGCAGGAAGAUUCGGCAGGAGGAUUCAGAAGGAGGAUUCAGCAGGAAGAUUCGGCAGGAAGAUUCGGCAGGAGGAUUCAGAAGGAGGAUUCAGCAGGAAGAUUCGGCAGGAAGAUUCGGCAGGAGGAUUCAGAAAGAGGAUUCAGCAGGAAGAUUCAGCAGGAAGAUUCAGCACUAA
Penaeus indicus is the source of this 405-nucleotide messenger RNA. Its product is annotated as pol-RFamide neuropeptides-like. The transcript has a single exon. Lineage: Eukaryota; Metazoa; Arthropoda; Malacostraca; Decapoda; Penaeidae. Bases 1 to 405 code for a protein of 134 amino acids. The record is from RefSeq and is a predicted model, not a curated record.